Messenger RNA from Gadus chalcogrammus (walleye pollock), 2309 nucleotides. Its product is annotated as neuronal pentraxin receptor-like. Lineage: Eukaryota; Metazoa; Chordata; Actinopteri; Gadiformes; Gadidae. The record is from RefSeq and is a predicted model, not a curated record. The transcript is spliced from 5 exons. The coding region runs from base 28 to 1701 and encodes 557 amino acids.
UUCAUCGUUGUGAUCUUGGCCGCCGGGAUGGUGGCCUUCAUUGGAGCAGUUAUCUGUAUCAUCGCCGCCGUGCACACCGGAUCGUCUAAGGUUGUACCACACCAGCAGCCGUCGGCGGACAACCAGUCGCUGUAUGCGCAAUCCGUCGCUCAGACCACGGCGUCGCGGGGCUCCGUGGCUCGGGCCGGACCUCUGGUCGGAGCUCUCCAUGGUUCUGAAACCCCACAGUCGGAGACGCCGACGUUCAAGGCGGGACUCGGGGUCACGGGACUCACCGGACACGACCCGAGGGUCAGUCGACUCAUCUGCACGCCGAUCCCCGCGGGAGAGUGCGACCCGAGAAACUUUAAUCAACAAGCGGCGGACGAGCCGUUGUCGCUGUCUGCGACCGCGGAGGGGAACCUCCGAACUGCCGCCGAAGAGCUACGGCAGACCGUCCAGCAGCAGGAAGACCAGAUCAUCACCGAUCAACGGACUAUAAGGGAGCUAUCGGGUAAACUGACGGAUUGUGAGAGGGAGCAAGGCGGCCGCAUCAUUUCGGAGAGGCGCGGGAGUGUGGCGGGGAUGCUGGGGGCCAAAGGUGGUGCCACUGCCGCGGCCGUUGGGGAGAAGGGGCAACAUGACCGGAUCAUGGUGCGGGACAGCCCGGCUUCUGCCCCCGACAGUGUCCACCUGCUCACCGUCCGGGCUGUGGACGAACUGGAGCAGGCAAUCACUCAGCUCAAAGAUCGCAUAGAGAAGCUAGAGUCAGACAUCGGCCCAUUCCCCCAAAACCAAACAACGGACACCAACAGCUCCAGGGCAACGGUCGUGGACGACAGCCCAGGGACCCUCUCCGUAACUGGGCAUGGAGGAGCCGACGGUGUGGGUGGUGGAGGACGCAGGGCUGUGGAGGACCUGGAGGGUCAGCUGGAGAGGAAGGUGGAGCUACUGGAGAAAGAGAGGAAAGCCCUGAGGAUGGAGACAGAGAAGCACCGCCAUGACAUUGACCAGGGCCUCCAUCAGCUCCACCUCCGCUUGGCAGGCCUGGAGCACGGCUCCUCCUCGUCACCUCCGUCCUUCCCAGAGGGCUUCCGGGUAUCGUUCCCAUCCCGGACCAACUACAUGUAUGCCCGGGUAAGGGCCAGCCUGCCCCAGCUGAGGGCCAUCACCGCCUGCAUGUGGCUGCGCUCCACGGAGGAGAGGGGGCCCGCGGGCACCCCGCUGUCCUACGCUGUCCCAGGGCAGCCCAACGAGCUGGUGCUCCUACAGGGUCCCCGCUCGGCCCUCGAGCUGCUCAUCAACGACAAGGUGGCCCAGCUGCCGUUGAACCUUACCCGAGGCAGCUGGCAGCACAUGUGUGUGAGCUGGAGCCAGAAGGGCGGAGCUUGGCAGGCCUACCAGGGAGGGAGGCUGAAGGGGGAGGGGCACGGCCUGGCCCCUGGACAUCACCUCCGGGCCGGGGGGCAGCUGGUCCUGGGGCAGGAGCAGGACUCGCUGGGCGGGGGUUUUGACUCAACCCAGGCGCUGGUGGGGGAGCUGGCCCAGGUGGGCCUUUGGGACCGUGUGCUUACCCCUGUCCAGGUGGCGGGUCUGGCCCGCUGUGGGCGUGUGGCGCAGGGCAGCCUGACCAGCUGGACGGAGAGGGAGGUGGAGGUCCAUGGAGGAGCCACCAAACACCCCGGGGAGCCCUGCAGUAAACAUAGCCGGAGCUCCCAGUGAGCGGCCGGAGGGGGAAGACCAGAACCAUGUGUAGGGGAAAGGUGUUGCCACGUGUUUCAUUAGCCCCCCGCCCCCCCUCCCAGUGUGAGAAGAGAAAAAGUCCCACCUCCCAGUGUGUUAUUGAAAGACAAACUUAACAAAAUAAUUUCAUCUCGAGCCAUAGAUGGAAGAAUGGUUAAAAAUAAUUACUGGCUCGUCUGAUCCCUGCUUGGGUCUUGUAGUGUAACAGUUACAGGAAUUAUUAUGAUUAGGGCAUCCUCGUACUGUGAACCUAUUGGACAAAGGGUUUGUCUGUUCAAUUCUGCCUUUGGAUAGAAAGUUUGUAAUUCAAAUCACACUGGGAGCCUACUGGACACAGAUCUUGUCUAUCAAAUCAUGCUGUGAGUUUAUUCGACACAAGAAAGGCCAUUUAAGUAUGGCUGAGCUAGCUUAAAAAAACAAGGGCUAAAGCACAGUGUCAGUGUUAGCCAUUUAACAAAUCACCCACAUGUACACACUACACACAAACACACACAAAGAAUUAGCAUUGUGCUAGUUCCCAGGCUGGACUUCACUUCACCUUCCCAUGUCGGAGGCGCAGCAGAGAUGAAGGGGUUUCGUGAAGGAGG